Molecule: messenger RNA, 732 nt
Organism: Colletes gigas
Lineage: Eukaryota; Metazoa; Arthropoda; Insecta; Hymenoptera; Colletidae
Gene: MCTS1
Product: malignant T-cell-amplified sequence 1 homolog
Exons: 6
Coding region: 130-678 (182 amino acids)
Biological process (GO): formation of translation preinitiation complex
Molecular function (GO): RNA binding
Source: RefSeq, a predicted model, not a curated record
AUGAAGUGUGCACCGGCUGGCAUCAAACUUUUUACAGAUCAUCUACAUUAAGAAUUGCCUAAUUGAAUGUAUCGUUUAUAUGUCAAUAGUUUUUUAUCUUGUAGCAGUGAUUUAUAAAAAUAGAAGAAAAUGUUUAAAAAAUUCGACGAGAAAGACAGUGUUUCUGGUGUACAACAAUUGAAAUCAUCGGUACAGAAAGGAAUUCGUUCAAAGCUCCUAGAACUUUAUCCUCAUUUGGAAAGUCACGUGGAUGCCAUAAUCCCGAAAAAGGAUUCUUUUCGAAUUGUAAAGUGUCACGAUCACAUAGAAAUCAUAGUAAACGCUGCCGGAGAUCUUUUAUUUUUCCGUCAACGUGAAGGACCUUGGAUGCCUACCUUAAGAUUGUUACAUAAAUAUCCAUUUUUUUUACCAAUGCAACAAGUUGAUAAAGGUGCUAUCCGGUUUGUUCUUAGCGGAGCAAACAUUAUGUGUCCAGGUUUAACUUCAAAAGGUGCAAAGAUGACACCUGUACAAAAGGGAACAGUUGUUGCUGUUAUGGCAGAGGGUAAGCAACAUGCUUUAGCUGUUGGUACUACUACAUUAUCUACAGAAGAUAUAGCCAAAGUGAAUAAAGGAGUGGGCAUAGAAAAUUGUCAUUACUUGAACGAUGGACUUUGGCAAAUGAAACCUGUGAAGUAAAAGACUGAUGUACAUUGAUGAAGAUUUAAUCGUGUACGAACAUCUUGUUUGUUG